GAGUGUUAGAAGUAGUUAGAAUUUCGAAAACCGAAAAUGAUUAGAAAUAAUAUAAUAAUAAUGAUAGUGACAUUUUUCAAUAUGUCACUGGUUAUAGCUGCUUCGGUUGGACCAGAAAAUCUAUGGCAACGCACUCCAAGGAUUCUAAAUAAUGAUGAUUGGGAAAGAGGAACCAUUAAUUUUCUUUCACGGCGAAAACGCUCAUCUAUAAAUGACGACAUCAAUUUACAACUGAACGCUUUCGGUAAAAAUAUUUAUUUAAAUCUUCAAGAAAAAGAAAAUACGCUUUAUAGUUCAGCCACACCUGUUCACCAACUCUAUUCAAAUUCCCUCAUGUCACAAACGAUUAAAAUUAAAGGGCCAAACAUCCAGAGAAAAAUAUAUGAGGAUUCCCAAAAUCGUGCAUCGUUUGUCCUUGAUACUCUUCCAAAUGGAAGGAGAAUCAUUCAAAAUGGGUACAUUGGUUCUGAGAAUUUGACAAUUUCAGCAGAUUAUUCCUUAUUGCUGGAACAAUCAUCAAUCCUAUUAAACUCAUGGAAUACUCCUUCAACUAAUACAUAUAUAUUUCGGCGUGUUCAACACAAUAACUACCCUUUUGCUAACCCUAUUGAAUUGAACUACUACAACUAUCGAGUACCAUCAAAAUACAAUAACAAUAUACAGAUACCGAGUACGAUUUAUUUAGAAAUUUUAGUUAUAAUUGAUUAUGAACUCUUUACUCGUGUUGGACCGAAUCAAAUCCUCACAUAUGUUUUAACAUUUUGGAAUCAAGUUGAUACAUUGUAUCGAAGCUUAGAUCAACCUAAGUACAAACUAAAUAUCGCUGGAAUUGUUUUACCAAUGGAUCCUGUAGUUCUUGAGUAUUUCUCUAAAGAUUCGAAUGGCAGAUGGUAUUCCGAAAGCAUCAGCUAUCAUACGCUUGUGACUGAAAAUGGCAAAUGGUUAUUCAAAUCCCAAGAACUUCUGCCCCUAGAAAGUUACGAUAUUGCAGUAACUAUGACUCCACGACAAGAAGAACCUAUUGCAGUUUCUCCGAAUGAGUAUAGAGCUACUGUUGGAAUUUCGGCAUUGAAUGGAGCAUGCUUAAUCGAUCAUCGUUAUGGUCAAACACAUAGUGUUGCUAUUAUCUUGGAUGAUGGAAAUUUCAGUGGUGUCCAAACAGCUGCCCAUGAAAUUGGCCAUUUACUCGGAUCAAGACAUGACAAAUAUCCUUGUCCCGAGAGUGAUGGUUACAUAAUGGCACCAUCUUAUAGUUCAACGGAAAAUCGUUUCAAGUGGUCAAGAUGUACUUUAAGAGAUUUCGCAUACUUUUUAAGCUGGUUUAACAAUUGGCAGUCAGAACCUGGACUCAUCAUUGAAAUUGACUGAAAGGCAUUGCGUCGUUGAAACUAAUGAUUUCAUACUCGCCUCGAAUUUUAAGGCCUGAAUCAUCUUGGAUCCUAACUCCGAGCUCUCAGUUAUCCUACUUCCAGCGUCUCCGCAUUAUAAUAGAGUCAAAAUAAAUAUUUUUUAUUAUUGUACGAAUGAUAGUGGCCUUAACGAUCGAAACGAAUUUUUCUACUGUAGCGGUCCAUUGAAAAAGUCCAGGAUUUUAGUUAUUCCGAUUAUAACAUCCUUCCACAAUAUCUGCAAGGAGGCAUGUAAAUUUGCUCACAUAUUUUUUAAACAAAGGCGGCUAUAAUUACGUUGACUGUUUGAGAUGAUUAAAAUUUGGAUUAAUCUUUACCUGAUUCCAUAAAACUCUUAGGGCGUUUGAUGUCAGUACCUUAUUUUUAACAGUGAACGAGAUCAUUAGUUUCUCAUCAGUAUUGUCUCAUAGCAUUUAUUAGUGUUUUUCUAUAAAUGCUUUCUUUAUAAAAAUGGAUAAAAAGAAGAAAAAAAAAUUACUUUCGUCAGAAGUAGAUGAAUCGAUUUGUCAAAAAUUUUGACAUUCUAUUUUCUCCUAAGCGGCAAAAUGGAUCAGUUUGUCGCUUUUCUACCAUAUUCCGUAAAUCUUCUAUUCGUCAUUUAUUUAUUUUUUUGUUAUAAUUUUCUUAGACAGCAAUAUAUAGUUAAGUUAUAGAAUGAUCUAUAGACAUCGAUUAAUUGCAAAAAUU
Microplitis demolitor is the source of this 2096-nucleotide messenger RNA. RefSeq names its product venom metalloproteinase BumaMPs1-like. Gene Ontology annotation, molecular function: metalloendopeptidase activity. NCBI's taxonomy places the organism in Eukaryota, Metazoa, Arthropoda, Insecta, Hymenoptera, Braconidae. Gene Ontology annotation, biological process: proteolysis. The transcript is spliced from 10 exons. The coding region runs from base 37 to 1368 and encodes 443 amino acids. The record is from RefSeq and is a predicted model, not a curated record.